AUGGCGACCGCGGCGCAGAAGACGAUGGAGCGGCAGCCGAGCAAGCGGACCAUCUCCGACAACGAGCUCGCGCGAGAGGUCGCGGAAAUCAAGGCGCAGGAGGCCCGGGACCGACGCAAGAAGCUCCUGGGCCUCCAAGAGAAGAAGGACAAGGAGCAGCGCCAGCUCCACAAGACCAAGUCCGGCAACAUGGCGGAGCGCGUGGUGGACGGCAAGGCCGUGCCGGCCCCACCGUCAGCCAACGCGGCCUCCCCAGGGGGCUUCCGUGUGCCUCAGCAGGAGCGCAUCACGGACAUCGUGUCGCGCGAGGCCAACCGCCCGGCGAAGAACAUCGGCGAGGCCGCGGCGCGCGGCGACACGAAGCUCAUGGAGGUUUUCAUCGAGCAAGAAAAGAGUCCGUUUGAUGCGAACAAGAAGGACGCGAUGGGCCGCACGCCGCUCCACUGGGCGGCGGAGGGCGGCAGCAUGGCGGCCAUGAUGAUGCUGCUCGAGCUCGGCGCCGACCCGGAGGUGACGGACUACCACAACGGACUCAACGCGCUGCACUUUGCGGCGCGCGCAGGCCGGGAGGGCGCCGUGCGUUUCCUGAUCAACCUGAUGCCCAAGGACAAGCGCGACCGGUUCAUCAACUCCCCGGACAAGCGCGGGUGCACCCCGGCGUUCCUUGCCCACGAGCUUGGUGUCGACGGCGAACCCACGUUUAAGCUUCUGUUGGAAAUGGGCGCGCGCUGGAACUCGCAGCAGCUGACGGGGCCCGCCCCGAAGACCACCACGUCCGCGCCGCGCAGCUACGGGCGCGCGUGA
Messenger RNA from Pedinophyceae sp. YPF-701, 804 nucleotides. NCBI's taxonomy places the organism in Eukaryota, Viridiplantae, Chlorophyta, Pedinophyceae. The record is from the annotation of a GenBank genome assembly.